Messenger RNA from Protomyces lactucae-debilis, 2268 nucleotides. Its product is annotated as RNA12 protein-domain-containing protein. Lineage: Eukaryota; Fungi; Ascomycota; Taphrinomycetes; Taphrinales; Protomycetaceae. The record is from RefSeq and is a predicted model, not a curated record. Bases 1 to 2268 code for a protein of 755 amino acids. Gene Ontology annotation, cellular component: mitochondrial inner membrane. The transcript has 2 exons. Gene Ontology annotation, molecular function: RNA binding.
AUGUCUUCCAUACUUUCUGCCUUUGGCCGUCGAGUCUCUACCGAAGCUGAGCGUACGACUGGAUUCAUUGAGGCUGAGGCCAAUGAAAAGCUACUGUUUUUUGACAAUGUUUACCCGCUACAACUAGGCUUCUGGGAUCUUCGAUAUUGGUUGAUUCGCUUGGACAAGAACAGUGUCAAUCGUGUCGUUGAGAAGGUACUGCCGCCUGAGCUCGAUGCUAGUGUGAAAGAGAUCAUUCCCCGUUUCAAAGAAGGCGGGGCAUUCAUUCGGCUCACCUUGCCAGCGGAAGAAACUGCUCGUUCAGAGGUCAUGUCCAAGAUUCAAGCCAACCUGGCAACUCAUCAACCAACUCAAUGGUUCAACCCACUUCAGUCCCUUCGUGUCUUUGAGGUUCAAGGCCGCCCAUUCGUGGAAGACCUUGCCCGGUUCCCCUCUUCCCGAUUGCGUGUCGAGUUUGAAGGACCUGAUCUACCUCAGGAGACGCUGUACUCUCUGUUUCGCAAAUUUGGCAAAAUUCGCAAUAUAUUCCCCCAAUCUCCGUCGAGCAAGGACCUGCCAAGAUUUGCCAUCAUUCAAUUCCACCGUCUCAGAUCUGGUUCUGCUGCUCGUAAUUGCCUGCAUGGUCUCAAAUGGGAAGGGACGCGGAUUCACAUCCUCUUUGAACGGACUGAGAGAGCACACACGAUCCGUGAUUGGCUUACGUCGCAUCCAAGAUUCACGGUUCCGGCAGCGGCAGCUCUGAUUGCAGCCAUCACAGUAGCCAUUUUUGACCCUGUACGGACUUGGUUCAUUGAGCAGAAAGUGGGGCGUACGUUCCAUUUGAGUGACAACCGUUUCAUUCAAUGGAUCAAGACCAAGACGUAUGAUCUUGUUUCAUUCCACAAAUCGAGUCGUCCGAACCACCACUCAAUAUGGGAAAAUCGCGAUGGACAUGUCACUCAGUUGCAUCAAUGGCUUGCGGAAACUGGAGACCAAUCAUUCAUUGUUCUGCAAGGGCCUCGUGGCAGUGGCAAACGGGACCUUCUCCUCAAUCGUGUGUUACUCAAUAGGAAAGAAUUGCUGCUUCUCGACUGUGAGCAGCUGACGGAGACAAAGCAGGAUUCAAAGAUGAUUGCUGCGCUCGCUGAUCAAGUGGGAUACUUCCCCUUGUUUGGCUGGGUGAAUAGCAUGUCGAGCAUGAUGGACCUUGCUGCUCAAGGCCUGAUAGGAUCUUCUGCAGGCUUUAGUGAAACUCUCGAAGCGCAAGUCAAGAAGAUUCUCAACUCGACUGCGGCUGCGCUCCGUAGCCGUGCCUUGAAGGGCAAGCCAAGAGAGGUAAGGGAUGAAGACUGGCUUCAGCUCCAUCCCGAACAACGACCUGUUGUUGUGCUUGAUUCGUUCUUGCACAAGGGAGAAGAAUCGACACAGCUGUAUGCCAAUAUUUCCACCUGGGCAGCAGCCUUGGUCGAGAACAAUAUUGCACAUGUCGUGUUCUUGACGAGCAACUUGUCUUUCACCCAAGUCUUGACGAAGGCAUUGCCCACGCGAUCGCUUCGCACCAUUACCCUGGGAGAUGCCUCGCCCGAAGCGGCACGAGAAUAUAUUCGCAAGCGCCUUGAAGAUGAUCCUGUCUUCAAGGAGGAAGCACAGGGUCUUGAAUUGGAUCGCUGCAUUGACAUUCUCGGCGGUCGUCUUCAAGACAUGGAUCUCCUCGCUCAACGGCUUCGGAUUGGAGAAUGGCCUGAACAAGCAAUCGACGCGCUUAUUGAAGCGAGUGUCGGUGAUAUUAUUAAGAAGUUCUUGGUCAACGAUACGGACGAGAAGGCUGCAUGGAGUUCUCUGCAGGCCUGGACACAUGCUCAGACUGAUACUGGCGCGUGGCAAGUAAGUUACCAGAAGCUGCUCUUGGACCCAAUCAUCAAGGGUGACGAGGAAGCGCUCAAGGCGUUGGAGCAGGCAGAAUUCAUCAUCAUUGGCAAAAAAUUGGGUAGGCCAAGUGUUGUCAAGAUUGGGCGGCCAGUAUACAGAGCCGCCUUUGCCAAGCUGUGCUCAGACAAUGCGACUGUUGCUCGGAUGCAACUGAAGCGUGCUACACUACUAGCACAAAAGUCCAGCGAUGAGAUUCAGGUGAUUGAGAAGGAGCUCGGCGUGUUAAAGGACAUUGCCGCAGCACAGACAAUGGACCGUGUGCGAUACUUGCUGGACAAGCUAAAGGCUGCACAUGAAGAAGUGACAAAGAUUGAGCGAGAACAGACGAUGCUCAAGGAAGUGCUCAAGAAGGCGAUAUAG